This is a messenger RNA of Alternaria arborescens, 213 nucleotides long. RefSeq lists its product as hypothetical. NCBI's taxonomy places the organism in Eukaryota, Fungi, Ascomycota, Dothideomycetes, Pleosporales, Pleosporaceae. The record is from RefSeq and is a predicted model, not a curated record. The transcript has 2 exons. The coding region runs from base 1 to 213 and encodes 70 amino acids.
AUGAGCACCACCACCGAACUUGACGGCACCGUAUCUUACAACGGCGGGUUCGACCAGGACCUCGUUCAACCACCCAAUGAGUUCGAACCACAAAUCUGCGACGUCGUGAACGCACGCAAGGUAUCACCUGGAGAACUUCGGCUGUAUCGUCGUGUAGGAGAGACCAAGCAGGAUGACAGUAUCACUCGGGCGCAGACAGUCAAGGGCAUGUGA